Gigantopelta aegis is the source of this 3024-nucleotide messenger RNA. RefSeq names its product gamma-aminobutyric acid receptor subunit beta-like. The transcript has 9 exons. Bases 138 to 1397 code for a protein of 419 amino acids. NCBI's taxonomy places the organism in Eukaryota, Metazoa, Mollusca, Gastropoda, Neomphalida, Peltospiridae. The record is from RefSeq and is a predicted model, not a curated record. Gene Ontology annotation, cellular component: neuron projection; synapse; membrane. Gene Ontology annotation, molecular function: transmembrane signaling receptor activity; extracellular ligand-gated monoatomic ion channel activity; neurotransmitter receptor activity. Gene Ontology annotation, biological process: monoatomic ion transmembrane transport; signal transduction; chemical synaptic transmission.
AUUUAGCAAGUUUAUUAUUUUGUGGAAUAUAUAAUAAUAAUAUCGAAUGUUAAAAUGUUCGUAUAAACGAUUUUCCUAGUUAAAUGUAUAGUUAUGUAAACUUAGUACUGGAUUCUUGAUGCUGGAAAUACAGUAUAAUGUCUUCAGAUAUUUCUAUUCAGCAACUUAACGAAACUGGAAAAACACUCGUGCAUUCGCUACAAGACACCGCUUUUCUCAUGAAUGAGGCAGCAUCUUCUUUACAUAAUUUAGCAAGUCGUAUGUUACCUGAGCUUAAAAAAACCCUUGCAAACGACUUCACGAUCAGACGUGAACGAGACGAUAUGGUGACUGUUGAAGUGAAAUGUACAUUUUUAAAGAUUGGAGACAUUAAUACAUUAAGUCAAGACUUUGAUGCUGAGGUCCUUGUUCAAGCCAAAUGGGAAGAACCUGCUUUAGAUUUCUCUGAGAGGGUGGCUAGUCAUCAAGAUGAUAGACCGCUGUAUGAUGAAAAGAAGUAUUGGAACCCCAAGUUAAUCAUCACUAAUGUUAUUGAAGAAUUUCACAUGGAAGUGAAAACCUACAAUGUCAAGUUCCAAGAGUCAGGCUAUAACCAUGCAGUUGUCGUACUACUUUGGAAAUUUGAUGGAAAGUUCAGAGAAAACCUUGAACUUGAACAUUUUCCAUUCGAUAUCCAGGAAUUGACGAUUCAGGUUUCGAGUGACCGAGGUAUAGAAGAGAUUGACAUCAUAGAAGACACCCAUGCGAUGAGCACAGUGAACAUCAACAUGUUCCAGGACACCCAGGAGUGGUCCAUCUACCAGCACGUGGAGUGUGUUCACAAGUUCACCACCAGGGAGUACGCCAGCACAGCAAUACACCCGGUACUGCACGUGCAGAGUCGUGUCAAGAGGAAGGUCGGAUUCUUUCUGUGGAACUAUAUCGUUAUUGUUUUGCUGAUUUUAGGGCUUGCAUUUGGAACCACAUCUAUUGACCCAAACAACCCUGACAGAAUGGCUUGUACUGUCACCUUGUUCCUGACUGGUGUAACUUUCAAACUGGUUGUCAAGGCAACCUUGCCCACAAUAUCUUAUCUCACCUAUCUUGAUAUAUAUAUUCUUGGGGCUCUUGUGUUUUUGACCUUGCAAGCAGCAGAAAGUGCUAUUAUGUGUGCACUCUCUAAAGUCUUACACAUUGCCGAGGUUGUGGAGUGGGACCAGUGGAUAAUGGCCUCACUUGCUGUAAUAUUAAUAGCAUUCCACAUCAUCUUUGGCUGUUACAUAUACGGCACAGCUUUAGAGAAGAGAAGACAGAUGAAAGAGAAGGACAAAGAGUAUGGAAAAAAACGUGACUAUUUGGAUCAUCAUGGUGUACUUUUGACUGUGGGAUAUUCCUCUCUCAUGGUUGAAGAAGAAUGAACCUUCAUUGCAGUUGUUAGAAUCUGUAAUUAAAAGCAAGCAUUUCGUAUCUGCAAUGUAUCAUGUAACCUGAUGUAAUGGUAGCAAAGAACUGGUCAGCAAGGACAGGCUGAGCAAUCGGCAAUGGACUGGGUGUUAGGAAAUCAUGGGAUCAUCAUGGAAAAGUUGGUAUAAGAAACAUACCAGAUUCAGGAACCCAGAACAUUGAUCAAUCAAAGGGCUUGGGGUACUUCCAAUCUGACCAUGUCGUUCAGGGUGGCAAAUACGAACCACUAUGUUUUGUUCAGGAAAGAAUGCAUUUAGACAAGAACAUUCAGUUUUGUAGUAUGUACUUAUUCAUCUGACUGAUGCAGAAAACUGGCUGAUAAAGCAAAUGAUGAUGAAGAUGUCGAUGAUGACAAUAAUAUUUAUAUUCAUAUAAUUUUCCAGUACAGCUCAUUGUUCUGAACAAGUAACACAGGAACAUAAGCCAUCUACCCAGAAUACUUAGCGUCAAAUGAUCAUAUCCCACAUAUAUAUUUUACACAGACAAAACAAGAUAAACUAAAACAUUUGUUUGAUAUACAUGUACUAAUACAAAAUGUGGAGCAAUGUUUGGUAUAGGGAAAUAAUCCAGUAAACUAUAGCGUUUCUCAGGUGGGCACUCUCUUACUGGGCUACAUCCUACUCUACAGGGUGCAUAUACCAGUAUGUUCGUAUAAUCUACUGUGCUUUCUCACUAGUACAGAUUUGACAAAAUAAAAUGGAAAAUUAUUUAUUACAUUGUACUUCGUUUGCUUAACAAAAAAAAAGUGUUAAAAAUGGUGAUGAAUCGAGCAUUAUUCAGUCUGAAUACAAAAAUAGGGAUUUAUCAGGCACAGCGGAAACAGGAAAACAUUGUGGGGGGUGGGGGGGCUAACUAAGAUUGAGGGCACAAAGCGGAAACAGGAAAACAUUGCGGGGGGUGGGGGGGCUAACUAAGAUUGAGGGCACAAAGCAGCUUCUAGGGGUUUUGGGGAUAUGCUCUCCCAUAAAAUUUUGAAAAUUACUACCAGUAAUAUUGGGAGGGGGCUACAGUAGGGUCUCCAUGAAUACUAGGGCAUGGGCCGAGUUUGCCAGGACUCUAGUCCAUUUAUAGGACUCUAGUACUGUCAUUUAAUGAUAUAGUUUUCCAUAAUUUUUCCAUAUGCUUGAAAAAUGCCGGUUACAUUAUUGGACUAUUGAGACACAGAGGGAAAACAAAAGUCAAAUGAGUGGAAUGCAAUAUAAUGGCAUACUUUGGCAGCCAUGUUCAGCACUGGAAUUAAGAUGCAUAAUGCUAUUUUACUUUAUUCCUUAGUAUCAUUAUUAUCUAGUAUUCUAGUCCAGUAUUUUAGACUCGUGAAGACCCUAAGCUAGAGCACCUCCCCUAAUAUUAUGUAUUGAUAUUGGCAUAUUAAAUUUACCAAGUGUACAUUUCAAGGCUCUUCUUUGAUGCCAAAUACUACAUUGUCAAUACUGUAUGGCUCAUGUAUUGUGUUAAGCUAAAGUAUGUUAAAACAUUAACGACACAGCAUUUGUAUGUAAACUAUUAUUUAAUAUUUUCAAUUUCUGUAAGAAGCACCUUUCUGGAUUCGUACAAGAGAAGAAUAAUAAAUUUGCCACAAUA